CAGCAAUGGAUGCCGACAUUUCUGUGUCACAGGCACACGUAAGCCAACUCUCUUGUGGUGGGCGUUUUUCGGAGCUACUCACAGGCUCACAUAGUCACGCCCCUUAACCACCUCCUCUCCCCCUCCCUUCAUUCUCCGACAGGUGGUUAUGCCUCUUUUGCUAGCCAUUUCACCGGAGCAGAACCCCUGUAUAUUUUCUUGCUCUGUUGGACUCUGAUAUUGCUUUACUUGUAUUCUAUAUGGCACACUCACUAAUACCCAUUUCAUAAAAUACCUUAAGGAUUACUUCUUUCCUUUUCGUUUCUUAGUUACGGAUCUGCAGCUCAGCUUUCUCACUGAUGACAUAGGGCUGCCUCAUGAUGGUGUAUUUCUCUUCUGAUUAUUUGUUUCUGGUUUUUGUUUCCAUCCGCAGAUUGGAAUAAGCAAUUGCUGCAGAUAAUUGAAGAGGGUACGCCCAUUGUAGGGGUCUCUGAGUAUGUUGAAGCAUUCACCUGGUAGAAACCAGAGGUCAAAAGGAUUUAAAGUGAAGCAUUUUCUUCAGAUAUGUUUGUUACUUACCAUUUGCAUUUGGCUGCUUAACCAACUCAGGAACUCGUAUGAUAAGCAAAAGGCAUUUGAAAAUAGCACUGGAGAUAUAUUAGACAAGGUGCAAAGUGAGCAUCCAGUUAUAAAACUUGGGAGGAAAGAUCUCCUUCCUCAAGUUGAAGAAACAUCUUUGGAGAUUGAAAGCGACGGAGAUAAGGCAGAAUUGGAAGAAGAGAUUGAAGAGCUUAAACCUGAUGACAUUGACGAUGAUGGAAGAGGUGGUGGAGAUGAUGAGAUAGAUGGACAUGAUCAAGAGAGAGCAGAAGAUGAAGAAACUGAGGAAGUAGAAGAUCUCAUUGAUGUAGAUGAUAGGGAGAGGGAUGUGGGAAAUGAAGAGCAAGAUAGUGAAGAGAAGGGCAAUCAACUUGAGGAUGCUAGUUCAGUAAAUCAUCAAGCCCAACAUGAAGGUGAAAGGAAUUCUCAGGAGGCAAGAGAGGAACAUUACAAGGGUGAUGAUGCUUCCAGUUCUGUGGUGCAUAACACCCGAACACGAAGCACUGAAUUUCAGAUUGGAGGUAUGAGAAAGAUAAAAUGGAAAAUUGGACCAAGUGUUUGUGGAACUGUAUCUAAUGCAAAUUCAAACCUUUCUUCUGUGACUGGCAAUUUGGGUGGAAUUAAUACUGGGGUAGCCACCGUUUCUAAGUCUAUGGUAACUGAGAUUAUGAAACUUGAUGCUGCUGCUAGUGCUAUAUCAGAUGGAAACAAUGCUUUUACAACCAUCAACAAGAAUAACAAUGCAGCAGCUAGUAAUCAGUGUUCAGAAUCUAAUGCAAAUGAGACCAGAGACUGCAGGAAAAAGCUGAGCAUCAGUGAGGACAUAGGUUGUAUAAGUGAGAAAUGAGUACAUUGACUUGCAUAGGUCCUAAUUCUAUCCAAAGGAUAGAGGAAGGCAGGAUGUUUAGAGAACUUAACUAGAGAAAAUGAAGAAAUAACAAUUUAGAUGCAGUAGAAUGAGCUUGUCAUAAACAAUCAUGUUAUAGGAUCACCCCAUUGAGGGUGUUGAGAAUUCAAAUCCUUUUGACA
Manihot esculenta (cassava) is the source of this 1608-nucleotide messenger RNA. Its product is annotated as probable ATP-dependent RNA helicase ddx56. The coding region runs from base 476 to 1426 and encodes 316 amino acids. The record is from RefSeq and is a predicted model, not a curated record. The transcript is spliced from 2 exons. NCBI's taxonomy places the organism in Eukaryota, Viridiplantae, Streptophyta, Magnoliopsida, Malpighiales, Euphorbiaceae.